AUGUCGUCGUCAUUUGAUCCGUUCGACCAGAAUGUGGUUUUCCACAAGGCCGAUGGGACGCCCUUCAAUGUGUCGAUCCAUGACUUGGAUGAAUUUGUUCAGUACGGAAUCAGAGUCUGCAUCAACUACGCUGCUCAGCUCGGGGCAACAGUAAUUGCGAUUGUCAUGUUGGCCCUCCUGACGCAGUCGGACAAGCGUCGAACACCAGUUUUUUUCCUUAAUACCUCUGCACUGACCAUGAACUUUGCCCGCCUGCUUUGCAUGACCAUCUACUUCACCACGGGAUUCAACAGCACCUAUGCAUUCUUCAGCCUGGACUAUUCCCGAGUCCCUGGCAGUGCCUACGCUGACUCCAUUUUGGGAAUUGCCUUCGCUACUAUUCUGGUUAUUUGUAUGGAAAUGUCGCUUGUCAUCCAAACUCAGGUCGUCUGUGCCACCCUUUCAGAAAUCCAGCGACGUCUCCUCCUGGUUGUCUCCAUCCUUAUUGCGCUGCUGGCCAUCGGAUUCCGGAUGGGGUUGAUGGUUGAGAACUGCAUUGCCAUUAUGAACGCUUCAAAUUUUCGCCCUUUCAUCUGGCUUCAGAGUGCCUCAAACAUCGCCAUUACGAUCAGCACGUGUUUUUUCAGCGCUGUUUUCGUCACCAAAUUGGGAUAUGCUCUCGUUACUCGCAGACGACUGGGCAUGACGAGAUUCGGAGCUAUGCAGGUGAUGUUCAUCAUGUCUUUUCAAACUAUGGUGAUUCCAGCCAUUUUCUCAAUAAUCCAAUAUCCGAUUCCUCUCUACGAAAUGAACUCUAACGUCUUCACGCUCGUGGCCAUUUUCCUCCCCCUUUCGUCGUUGUGGGCUGCAGCAGCGACGAAGCACAGUUUCGAAACUCUGACUUCCGGACCGCAUCAGUAUCUCUGGUCCAGCGAACGUAGCAAUAGCACCAGCUCCGCGACUGGCCAUCAAGGCAGUUUAUGUCAAAAUCAGUCAACAAUUCGAUCUGGAGGAUCCGUCGCUACGUCUCUCUCACCAGACCAACUUGACCGAUUGUACACCGGGCUCGAUUUCGAUGCGUGUGCCAAAGCCUGA
Messenger RNA from Histoplasma capsulatum G186AR, 1074 nucleotides. Its product is annotated as mating-type alpha-pheromone receptor PreB. Gene Ontology annotation, cellular component: G protein-coupled receptor homodimeric complex; membrane. Gene Ontology annotation, biological process: G protein-coupled receptor signaling pathway. The transcript is spliced from 2 exons. The record is from RefSeq and is a predicted model, not a curated record. Bases 1 to 1074 code for a protein of 357 amino acids. Lineage: Eukaryota; Fungi; Ascomycota; Eurotiomycetes; Onygenales; Ajellomycetaceae. Gene Ontology annotation, molecular function: mating-type factor pheromone receptor activity; pheromone binding.